Molecule: messenger RNA, 2110 nt
Organism: Drosophila hydei
Lineage: Eukaryota; Metazoa; Arthropoda; Insecta; Diptera; Drosophilidae
Gene: Rlip
Product: ralA-binding protein 1
Exons: 4
Coding region: 93-2024 (643 amino acids)
Biological process (GO): small GTPase-mediated signal transduction
Molecular function (GO): GTPase activator activity; small GTPase binding
Source: RefSeq, a predicted model, not a curated record
UAUGUUCUUGUUCUGCUUUGUUUAUUGAUUGCAGAUGGUGUAAACAUAUUAAUUAUAAUUAUUUAUUUAUUAAAACGAAUUGCCACAACAGUAUGGAUUUUGACAGUCCGGAAGAAAAUGAGUUUCCUGGGUUAUAUGCCUCUGAAGCGGCCGAUGCCAAGUCCAAAAAGAGCAAAGAAGAAAGUGACUAUAGCGAAGGCGACCAUGACAAGCACAGCAAGAAAGAUCUGCUCAUUGGGCGACGUAAGGAUAAGAAAGACAAGGGCAAAGAUCGUGGAUAUGCUGCUCUGGAAGGUGAAAGUUCUCCUGAAGAAGAACUGGACACCAAAAGCCCUUCAAAAUCAAAAAAGUCAAAAACAUUUAAAUUUACGAGCUCAAAAAGUAAGGAAAAGCGUGAAAAAUCACGUGACAAGGAAAAGGAGACAAAACCAUUAGAAGAGGAACCAGCACAAAAGACAAAAGAUAAGGAAAGGGAAAAAGAGAAAGAUCGACAUCAUGACGAAAAAGAGCAUAAAAAGAAAGACAAAGAACGUAAAGAAAAGGACAAAAAGGAAAAGUUCGAAAAGAAAGAUAAGAAAGAUAAAAAGAGCAAACAAUUGCAACAGGAAGACGGCAGCGCUGUCGAGGAAGUCUUAGCGCUUGGAUAUCCUAUCUUUGGUGUUUCCAUUAGUCUGGCCACAGAACGUUCCCGCUGCCAUGAUGGAAUUGAUUUGCCGUUGGUAGUGCGCGAUUGCAUCGACUAUCUGCAACAGGAGCAGUCGCUCAAAUGUGACCAUAUUUACAAGGUAGAGCCUAUUAAAACUCGUUUGUUGCACUACAAGAGAUUAUAUAACAAUCGCGAUAAUGAUGCGUCUGUGGAUGAUAUACCCACCGCCUGCAGUUUGCUUAAAUUGUUUCUUCGGGAGCUCCCGGAACCUGUGCUGACUACAGAUUUAGUAGCACGCUUUGAGGAGGUGGCUUCGCAUCCCAAAGUGACCGAGCAGCAGACGGAGCUGCAGCAAUUACUAGAGCAGCUGCCAAAAUGCAACCGCACUUUAUUGUCCUGGAUACUAUUGCACUUUGACGCUGUUAUACAGCAGGAACGCUACAACAAACUCAAUGCACAAUCUCUAGCAAUGUUGCUAAGUCCAACGCUACAGAUGUCACACCGCCUAAUGGUCGUGCUCUUAUGCCACUGUGCGAAUCUCUUUCCGGACGUCAAGCUGAUAAAAUAUGUUCCGCCACUUACGUCUAGCAGUCCUGGGCUCCCAGACAAUCCGGACGACAUAAAAACAGAGCUACGCAAGCAGGACAGUCUACUGACACAGAUACACAGCGAAAUGAAUGCGGGCUUCAUUACUAAGAAGCGUGAGGAGCAGCUUUGGGAGGUCCAGCGCAUCAUUACGCAGUUAAAGCGGAAACUACGAAGCAGUGAAAAGAAACUAGAAAAGUCUAUUGAUGAACUAGAUAGCACCAUCUCUGCACCACCAGCACGUCAGUCAGCUGUCCAACCAGCCGAUCUAAAAGCACCUACCAACCCAUCAGCAGUACCUACAGCUAACGCCAGCGAGGAUACCAUCGACUCGAAGUCUGUGCCCCCGCAUAGGAUCGCACCAAUGCAGCAGCUUGAUGAACUUAGCAUUGCAACUUCCCCACCACCGAUUGAAUACACCAUCGACAAGCAGACGGGCUAUAUGCUGUUGUCAAAAACAAAUCCUCAGCGCGAUGAUCUUUUGAGGCUGCAAAUUGAAUACGACGAAUUAAUGAAUUGGCAAAACGAACUCAAAACUCGCAUUCUUGCCGAGCGUAACGAGAUCUUCCGCAUGAAACAAUUCUAUGAACAGGAAAUAUUAAAACCGCUAGUUGCGCCAACCAUAAGCCAGGAGCAACUUCCUUCAGAGGGUGACUACGAACGAAUCAUUGAACAUUAUACACGAGAAAAUGCGCUGCUUGAGCACAAAAAGCAAAUGCUGGGCACGGAACUCAAGGAGGAGCGACGGGCCUGCAUUGCUCUUCAAGUUGAGCUACGAAUGCAGCAGUUUUAAUUAAUACAAAUUUUUACUCAAUUUAUGUGUAUCGAACAAAACGAAUUCAAAAUAUAUCCUAAUAUAAGAAAAAGCUUAGCUUCAAA